Malassezia japonica is the source of this 693-nucleotide messenger RNA. RefSeq lists its product as uncharacterized. The coding region runs from base 1 to 693 and encodes 230 amino acids. Gene Ontology annotation, molecular function: protein binding. The record is from RefSeq and is a predicted model, not a curated record. The transcript is spliced from 3 exons. NCBI's taxonomy places the organism in Eukaryota, Fungi, Basidiomycota, Malasseziomycetes, Malasseziales, Malasseziaceae.
AUGCCAGCUCCCGUGCCGAGUCAGGAAGAGAUUGCAGCCAAAGUGCGCGAGGGACCGAACGUCUGGAUCGCCGCAGGAGACGGCGAUCUUGACCGUGUCAAGCUCUUGCUGGAGCACGGCGGUGUGACGCCGACCAGUGCCGAUUUUUCCAAAUAUACGCCGAUCCACGCGGCCGCGUCCUAUGGCCGCGCCGAGCUCUUGCGCUUUCUGCUCACCUACCCGAAUGUGUCGAAGGAUGCGGUGAAUGUUACCGACGACGAUGGCGAGACGCCGCUCUUUUUUUGUGAAGACGUGCCGACGGCCAAGCUGCUCGUGGACGAGUUCCACGCCGACGCGUCGCGCAAGAACCACGAGGGCCUCACGGCGGCCGAAAAUGCAUUGGUAAAUGAACGCGAGGCGGUCGCCGAAUACCUGCGCUCUGUCACGGGCGAGGAGGCGACGCCGCGCAGCGAGCUCCUGGCGCGCGUCGGUGAGCAGGACGAGGACGAGGAGGCGGAGGAGCGCCUCGAGGCGGCCGAGGAUGAGGAGGAUGCGGACGACCAGGACCUGGACGAGAAAGCUGACCAGCUCAUGGCGCACGUCGAGGAGAUCAUGCGCGAGUCGGAAGCCAACGGCACGGAUCCCUCGGACAAGCUGCGCGAGGUGGUCGGUGCGAGUCUCAUGAAACAGAUCAUGGAGGGCUAUCAACGCUAG